Messenger RNA from Symbiodinium natans, 906 nucleotides. The record is from the annotation of a GenBank genome assembly. Lineage: Eukaryota; Dinophyceae; Suessiales; Symbiodiniaceae.
AUGGUGAUUGAGUGCGCCACUGUACUGGCAUCAGUUGCAGCCUCCAGGCUGAUAGAGAAACUCUUGCCCACAUCAGAAAACGAUGAGAAGACCGUGGAUGAAAUGAGGCACGCGAUGGCCAAGUACUUCCAACAGCAUGGAUGGGAGCUCCAGAAAUCUCCGUAUUUCAAGCACACGCUUGUCAUCCCGCAGUGCAAGGAGCAACUUUCUCAGGUACUCCUGGAUCCCAGGCUUGAGGGAUGUCGACUCCUGCACGACUGGCUUCGGCUCAAGUUUGAAGAGGCGUUGAACUUGCCUGUGGACGGCCAUUUGAUCGACCACGCCUUCAUGUGUGACCAUGAACUCAAGUUCUCCGAAAAUGUCUUUGGCCUGAUUUCUGUCAAGGUUGCCGGCAUGAUGGAUUUCUCGGAGUUUGGCAAGGACACAUGUCUACAAGUCUACGGCAGAGUCAGAGACAUGGGCACGACUUACGAACGGGUCGCUGAGGAACUCCGUGACUUUGACAUCACAGGCGAGUUCCUGCAGGAGGGCGACUUUGCACCAGAGGAUUUGCAGAGUUUUCAGAACCUCCCCGGCUUGGCAAAGAAAAGGCUUCGCCAUCACCUCGCAAGAUACAAGGAGAAACCAACAUCAGCCCUAGUUGUGUGCAUUGUCGCAUGCAGCUUGACCAUGGCCUACCGUGGUGGUGUUCUUCAGGACAUCAAGGAGAGCAUGUUCGGUGAGGCAUUGAAAGAGAAGUGCGUGGACUACUUGAAGCUGCGCCUGGCCGGUGAAAAGCCACAUGAAGCCCUGAUGGAUGGCAAUGAUGGCAUGAGCACAACACCAGCAUUGCAGAAUGAUGCGUGCAAUAAAGCACACCGUGAGGGCAUGGACUUGCAAGAGCGCCUGAGGCAGCUGAAGCAGUGA